AUGUCCGGAACAGGGGACCUUCCUAAAGGAAAGCACCAGAAGCAUUCACAAAGGAAACGAACCAUGUUCACUGAGAAACAACUGGCCGAUUUGGAAUCUUUGUUCAGCAAGAACCCAUACCCCACUCCCAGCCUUCAGAAAGAAAUGGCCUCGAAACUGGAGAUGCAUCCCACCGUACUGCAGGUGUGGUUCAAGAACCACAGAGCAAAACUCAAGAAAGCCAAACAGCAAUUAGCGGAGCAAUAAGUCAAGACCAGCUCUUCCAAGGGACCCAUGGAUGCCCCUCCAGGACUCCCCCGUGGUGCCCACCAAGCCUCCCUGGUUUAUACAGAUCACCCAACACCUUCCUUCCAGCUCAGCAUAUGCUCCAAUAUGAAGGUUCUCCCAGACCAUUCCAUUGGCCGCAAAAUCGUCCACUUUGGCUGUUGCGGAGACCUUAACAUCUACUCCCUUUGUCCCAUUAUGGAAUCUCAAAUUCUUCCCACAAGCUUCUCUGCUUAUUCUCUUGGUUCUUCGUCUCCACAAAGAACUUAA
Molecule: messenger RNA, 534 nt
Organism: Mustela lutreola (European mink)
Lineage: Eukaryota; Metazoa; Chordata; Mammalia; Carnivora; Mustelidae
Gene: DPRX
Product: divergent-paired related homeobox
Biological process (GO): regulation of transcription by RNA polymerase II
Cellular component (GO): nucleus
Molecular function (GO): DNA-binding transcription factor activity, RNA polymerase II-specific; RNA polymerase II cis-regulatory region sequence-specific DNA binding
Source: RefSeq, a predicted model, not a curated record